CUUGGGUACAUACCUUUGGCAAGGCCCCUUCAGCAUAGGGAAGCGGCCAGUGCCUGCUAUACUCAGUGCCCACACGGCUCUUUGCUGAGGACACUUGCAUCAUGGCCACCCAAACCUUGCCCACCCCUGCCGUCGUUGCCGACAGUGCCGACAAGCUCGUGCGGGACCUCGAAGGCUCUGCGACGCUGCCCUUAUGGGCGCAGAUGGCCAAACUGAAUCCUGCCCUGCCCAACCCGAGGUGCACGCCCCAUGUCUGGCGGUACGACGAGGUCAGACCAUACCUUCUCCGCGCCGGCCAGGUUGUCUCGGAGAAGCAGGCCGAGCGGCGAGUCCUCAUGCUUGUUAACCCAGGCCGCAAUGAGGCGCCUUACACUACAGACACCAUCUAUGGCGGUCUGCAGCUGGUCAUGCCCAACGAGACUGCCGCGGCACAUCGGCACGUCGCCUUCGCGAUGCGCUUCAUCAUCGAGGGCAACGGCGGCUUCACGGCCGUACACGGCCGGCGUGUCCAGAUGAACCGCGGCGACGUCAUCCUCACUCCACGCUGGAACUGGCACGACCACGGCAAGGACGGCUCCGGCCCCAUGAUCUGGCUCGACGGCCUCGACCUGCCCCAGUUCCGCCACUUCCCCGUCCACUUUGUUGAGCACUUCAAGGACCCGCGUUACCCAGCCGAGGACAUCGACACCGAUGCCUCGCCCAUUGUCUUCAAGUGGCACAAGAUGCAGGCUCGUCUUGACGCCCAAGCCGGCGACUGGGCCUCCCAGAGAUACACAAGGAACGACGGUAGCGAGGUCAGCAAAACGCUCGGCGCCGCCGCGGAGCGCGUCACGGCCGGCAAGUCCAGCCCGAUCCGACAGGAGACAGCAUCAAGCAUGUACCACGUGGUCAGCGGGUCCGGACGCACCAUAAUCUACGGCCCGGACAACGAAGAGGAAAAGCUCACAUGGAAGCGCAACGACACCUUCUGCAUCCCGACCUGGGCCAGGUUCCAGCACUUUGCGGACUGCGCCGAUGGGGCGGGCGGGGCGGGAGACGUCUACCUGUUCCGCUGCGACGACGUGCCCAUGAUCACGUCUCUGGGAUUCUACCGGACUUCUGAAGAUGAUGCGGAGGGGCUUGUCAGCCACUGAGGUUUUCAGAUUGUUCGAGCUCAUGUAGAAAUAAACCAAUACUGUCCUUCUCGG
Molecule: messenger RNA, 1187 nt
Organism: Microdochium trichocladiopsis
Lineage: Eukaryota; Fungi; Ascomycota; Sordariomycetes; Xylariales; Microdochiaceae
Product: putative gentisate 1,2-dioxygenase
Exons: 3
Coding region: 102-1133 (343 amino acids)
Molecular function (GO): dioxygenase activity
Source: RefSeq, a predicted model, not a curated record